Molecule: messenger RNA, 2874 nt
Organism: Plasmodium vinckei vinckei
Lineage: Eukaryota; Apicomplexa; Aconoidasida; Haemosporida; Plasmodiidae
Product: GTPase-activating protein, putative
Exons: 7
Coding region: 1-2874 (957 amino acids)
Source: RefSeq, a predicted model, not a curated record
AUGGAUGAGUAUCAAAAUUAUUUAAAUGAUAAAAAUAUAAAUAAUGAAAAAAUCAGAAAAAAUCAAAACUUUUCGGAAAAUUUGCUACAAAAUUUAAGAGAUAACAUAUUUGAGAAUAAUAAUAGUACAAAUAUGAAUUCUAGUGAAAACUCGUCUUUUCUACAAACACAUUUAGAGAAGAAUAAAAAUUUUCACAUUAAUGAAUCAGAAAAGUUUAGAGAUAAUCAAGUAAAUAUAAAUUGUACGAAUAAUAUAAGGAGAGUAAAUAAUGUUGAUGAAGAAAGUGUAGCAAUUCCUCGGUGUAAUAGUAGCACCAAUGAUAAUACCUCUAAUAAUUUUAAGGUUUUAGAAAAUGAUAAGUCAUUACAAAACUUACACAAUAGUGAUAUAGAGAAUACUAACUUUAUAAAUAACACAUUUGAUAGUAGUAAACAAAAUUUAAAUGAAAGUACAGAGAAUAUAUCAAAUAUUGAAAAUGUAUGUAGUUUUGAAAUGAAAGAAAUUAUACCUAAUAAAGGUGUAGAACAAAAUGAGAUGGAAAAUACCCAUAAAAUAAGUGACGAAGAAAUAAACAAAAAUUUUGAAAUGAAAAGUGAAAAUGAAAAUGAUUUGAGUAAAGAAAUAAAAGCUCUUGACCCUCCUAAAAGUGUUUACGAAUAUAAUCAUAAUGUUAUAUAUCACGAACUAUAUAUUGAAUUAUUAGAAGUAAAUAAAAGUUUGCAAAAUAAAAUAAAAAAUUUAGAAAAAAUAAUAGAAAUGCAAAAAGAAUUAUUAAAAAGUAAAGAAGACGACACAUUUGAACAUAAUAUGAUUGAAAAGAGGAAAAUGGGUAGUAAAAGUUUCGUUAAUAAUAAUUAUUUUUUAAAUUUUUUCAAUAAAAAAAAUAAAACUAGCAAAAAAAAAGAAGAUGAGGAUGGAAAGAUUGAUAACGAAGAUGAUAAUGAAAUUUUUGAAAAAGAUGGAGUAGCUGAAUCGGGUUAUAAUCAUAAUCGAAGAGGGAAAGGGAGUAUGACAAGGUUUCAGAAUAUGCCUUUUUCAUUUUUUAGUGAUAAAAGUAGUAAACAAAAAAAGCAAAAAAAUGAUGAAGGAAUAGAUACAAUGAAUUUAUCAAUACAAGGAAAAGACAACGUAGAUCAAAAAACAAAAAGAACUACAGGGACUUCGAAAUGGGCAAAACAAUUUGAUUAUAAAUGGAUUAAAUCUAUUAAUAAUUCUAAUAACUUCCAAGAAUGUGAACAUAUAUAUAAUGAUGAUACAAAGGAGUUUGAUGAAAUGGACAAUGAUCGAAACAAUGAUAUGAAUAAAUAUAUGAAACUGUCUUUACGUGAGAAUGAAUAUGUUGAUUUUUAUGAUAAUGAUGAGAAUUGUAUUUAUGAUAAUCCACAAUAUUUAUAUAAUAAUAAUAAAGGAAGUAAAAUAAAUAAAAAAAAAAGUUAUUCAUUUUUUAAAGAUAAACAACAUUCAAAAGAAAGUGAUAAAUACACAGAUAGUGAAUAUAAAGAUAUAAGUAUAAUUAAAGAAAUAACACUUAUAAAAUAUUGGUAUAAUAAAAUUAUACCUUUAAUAAAUGAUGAAAAAAAAAUAUAUACAUUAAUCGAAUUAGUAAUGAUGAAUUAUAUGCCUCAAGUUAUAAAAGAAUAUUUUUGGAAAGCAAAUAUAAAUAACAAAUUAAAUAUAUCAGAUUAUUUUGUUAAAGUAUUAAUUAAAAAUGCAAACUUUAUACAAAUAUAUAUAUACAUAAAUAAUAAGCAAUAUCAUAAUAAUUUUUCUCGUUAUUUUAAAAGUUUAAUAAAUUUAGAAAAAAGUAGCAUAAAUGUUGUGCCCUCACCAUCAAGUGGAACAUGUUUUGUCGAUGAAAAUGAAUUAAUAAGUACAGUAAAAGAAAGUGAACUUUUUAAAAAAUUGGUGAAGGCAGGAAUAUUUAUAGAAGAUGAUGAAGAGGGUAGUAAUGAUUCAAAAGAGAAUGGUAAAGUAGGUAGUACUGACAAUGGUAUAGAAGUGAAUAGUGAAUUAAAUAGUACAUCGAAUCUUAAUAAGGAUGAAGAAUGUGAUAAGGAAAAUGAUAAAAAAGAAAAAGUUGAAAUGAACAAAUUUGAAUAUUUAGAUAUAGAUAUACUUCAACGUUAUUCAAUUCAUAAAUUUUUUUAUCAAAUAUUAAUCGAUUUAGAUAGAACGAUGUAUAUAAUAAAAAAGAACCAAGAAUAUUAUCAACGAAAUAGUGUAGAUCAAGACAAUUUAUUGUUUGAAUUAAAUAUCCCUGAUACCAAAAAAAACUUAAACAAGCUUCUACAAAUGUAUGUUAUGUUUAAGCCAGAAUUAGGGUAUAUUCAAGGAAUGUCAUACAUCGCCUUAGUAUUUUUGUUACACUGCAAACUGGAAAAAGCAUUUAUCCAUUUUGCAAAUUUUAUGGAAUAUAAGAAUAUGCGGAACUUAUACAGCUUUAACAAACAGGAAAUACAAAUAUUUUUAUAUACAAUUAAGGAAAUUUUGACAAAAAAAAAUAUUGAAGUUUAUAAAGAAAUCGUUAAACAUUAUAAUAUAGAUAAUAUAUUUAUUCAAUGGGCUUACACGAUGUUUUUAACGUGUUUACCUUUCCGUAUUUUCAUUCGCAUAUUUGAUAUCUAUACAUUUAAUGAAAAAAUAAUAUUCGAGACAAUUAUAUGUAUAUUUACAUAUUUUAACAAAUUCCAUUCUAUGGAAAAUGUUGACACAAUGAUAAAGCAUUUAUCUUCCUUUUCAUUUAACAUGGACAUACAGGAGGAUAAAUUUUUUUCAAUGUUAAAAAAAUCAAAAAUAAAAAAAAGGAAAAUUAUAUAUUAUAGAGAAAAAUACCUUUCCACCAUUAGUAAAAAUGAAGAAGUCCAUGAGAAUUAA